Brassica rapa (field mustard) is the source of this 5607-nucleotide messenger RNA. RefSeq lists its product as uncharacterized. The record is from RefSeq and is a predicted model, not a curated record. Lineage: Eukaryota; Viridiplantae; Streptophyta; Magnoliopsida; Brassicales; Brassicaceae.
ACUCACUAUCAAAUGAAUCAUUGAUGUCGAUUCCUCCCAAAGCUUGAUUGAGAGAAUCAAUGUCCUGACCUUGGUCAUGAACAUUGAAUCUAUCUAGCACGUGAUGUAGACUGAGAAAUUUAUAAAACUAGGGUUAUAACUCUAAAACAAAUAUCAUAUUUAAAACCUAAAAGAGGAAAAACAUUGUCAGUAGAAAAGCACACAACGAAGAACUCGACAUUACAUACUUAAGAGAUUUGAUACUUUACCGUUAGGAUAUAAUGAUGUUAGAGUCAAAAACAUAAUAUGGAAUAAUUAAAUGUUCAUUUUUUAAUCUAUAGUAAUCAUGAUAUGAAAAAAUUUUCAUUAAAGCUUGUUGUCAGAUUAUAGUGCAAAAUGAUAAUGGUUUUAAUUUCUCUUUAGUUCUCCGACACAUAAUGUGAGUAAAAUGUAAGCUUUGACAAAAAAAAAAGUAAAAUGUAAGCAAAAUAUAAGCAAAAUGUAUGCAAAUGUUCUAUGACGAUUUUUUUCCACUAAGAGAAGCAUGAUAUCUUUUGUAAAUCAUAAUAUGUAUGACAUUUACUUACUACGUGUGAUAUAGUAGAUUUAACAAAAUAAUUAAACUAGAAGAAUUACUUUCAAUUUCUGAAGAUGAAAUUCUCAUAAUUAUAAUGACAACUUUAAGCUAAUACAAUUGUAGAUCAAACAUUUGAAAUAAUUAAAUAUUACCCCUAUAUUUCAUCUAUAAACAACAAUCACUUAUCUUAGUCAUCUAAUAAGAUAUAUUAUUUUCAAUAUUAGCUACACACAUCAGCCAUUCAUCUUAAUCAUCUAAACUCAUUAUGAGACAAAUCGUUCAAAUUAAUUGUCGCCAAUGUUUGAUUAAGAGAAUAAAUGUUCUAACCAAGAUCUUCAAUGCAAGAUAGCAUAUAAUGGUGAUCUCAACAUUGAAAUUUUUUGAAAUUUCAACAGUUUUUUUUUCUCAAAAUAUUCAUUGUGUGGAAACACUUACGGCUAGUGUCAUGGUUUAUAAAAAAAAUAAUGAAUUUUAAAAGUUAAUUAUCUAGUCAUACUAAAUUUUAUAUUGGUCAUUUUUUUUGACACUCCACCUUUUACCAAAACAUGGAUAAUGACUUGGAUAAAAAAUAAUAAUUUGAUUAAAUGUAAUGACUUUUAUAAGUUACAUAAUUAAGUAAGAUAAUAAGAAGAUAGAAUUUAGAUUGUUUUAAAACUAUAUUAUUAUUUUUUCAUCGGAAUGAAGUUUAUCUCUAAAUUUUAUUAACACUUCAAACAUUUUGAUAUUAUUGUAUCAAUUUUCAUUUAAGAACACAUUCUAUGACGGAUAUUUCUUAUAUACAAGAUAAUCUAAUAAAAUAUAAAAACUAAAAUCAUAAAAUUUAAUUAAAUAUAGAAACCAUAAAAGAAACUAUUAUUUUUAUUUUACAUAAGUUUAUUUUAAAAUAUAGAAAUCUAAAUUAAUCAAUAAUUGUAUUAAUAAAUAGAAUAUUAUAAUCCAAACAUUUUUAAUGCAUAGUUCAAAUUUAAAAACAUAUUAUUCAAAAAAAAUUUAUAUUUAAAAAUUAUUUAAAAGUUCGAAUUUAAAAACAUAUUAUUCAAAAAAAUUUAAAACAUUUAUUGUUUAUUGUUUUUAUUAUUUUAUUAUUUAUAUAUCUAUAAAGCAAUGGGUAAAAUAAUCUUUUGUUUUUAGUGAAACUUCAUUUGGUCAUUUUGUUCUUUGAGUGAUUUUUUUGUAACAAAAACUAAAAAAAAACUACUUAAGAGAAUUGCUCAAUUUUGUAUGUAUCACUAUUAUUAUUUUUAACUGGAAAUAAAAUAAAAAAAUAAUCAUGCAAUAUUAUUUAUAAAAAAUAAAUUAUAUAUUUACUUUACAAAAAGAAUGAUUGAAAAGAAGUAAUACAAAUUCAUGAAAAUCUAUACCAAUCUAAAAAAAUAUGAUCAAAUUUCAUAAGUUAAUAUAUAUAAAUUUACAAAAUUGACUUUUUAAAAUUUAUCAACUUUUAAAAUUUAUAAAUUCUAUAGAAAUUCAUCUUCCAAUAAUCCCCUGACUGUAUUGAUCGGGAAAAGGAAGCCUAAGGCCUAAGACAAACAAGGCGAGAGAGAUAUCCAAAUCCUCCAACUAUUGGGCUUUCAUCUGUAACUUUCCCGUAAUGGGCUUUUCUUUUCUUCUUUUCCGUUUCUUGACGGAGAAGUUUCUUGACGGAGAAAUGGAGCAAAAUAAAUAUAGGGUUUGACUCAAACCGUUUGAGAGAGUUACCUGAAAGUGAAAGGCUGAAAGGGGAUCGUGAAGACAAAACAAGCGCGAGGCCAGAGAGCAAGAUGCCUAGAACUACACGCGGCGCGGAACAACGAAGGCUCCAGUGUCUACAAGACAUCCAAAAUUUGCAAGAGGAGAUCAAGUUGUUACAGAUUUCAAACGAGAAACUGAAUGCUGUCGGUCUCGACGAUAUGAGCUUCACCGAGCUGGCUUCACUUGGAAGUAUGUUGGAUGAGGGCUUCCGCAUUGUGGACGAACAACUAGACAAUGCACACGAGGAAAUAACAACCAAGCAGAUUUUUGAGUACGAUCUUAUGGGGGGACCGGACUGGACUCAAAGAAUAGAGAAAGAAGAUUUGGCCUACCAAUCCCUUCUAGCGGGGAGAAGAGUAGCUUUGAGGAACAAGGCUAGAGAAUUCCGCCUCAGCCCUCCAGAAACCCAACCUUGGCGUAGCGAUGACCCUGAAAGAUUGAAGAUGGACAUCGACUCUCUGGAGAUGGAGAAAGAGAGACUACGUCUUUUCAACCAGAGAAUGCUUGGUAAGGAGCUUGACGGUAUGAGCUACGCCGAGCUGUUCGUGUUUAGCUUUGAGAUAUCGGGUGCUAGUAGGAAAGUUGUGUCAAUGAAGAAGAUAAAACGUGACGAAGAGAUGAGGAAGACAAAACGUCCAAGGCCGUCGGUCAACGAGGAGCCAAUCUCCCCGGGACAACUAUUUCUUUUUCUUGUUCACAAAGGAGCCAAUCUCCCCGGGACAGAUAUGAUGGUGGUGGCAGGUUCUCUUCGCUCGUGACAACACUAAGAGAUUGGAUAUCGUUUUGUUUAAUAAGAGUGUCUUGUGACGUGGCUACUAUUAUGUACUUGGAUGAUUUUUAUGGUUAGUUAGUCAUCAACCUCUGCAACGGUGCCAAAGUUUGUUGUGGGAUUUGAUGACGUGUAUACUUAAGAGAGGAAAAUCUGAUUUAUAGCCCAAACACGUAAAUACCCAACCAAACCCAUCACGGUGCAGAUCAAAUGAAACUUAGAGUUUCAUUGGCCUAGGCACAUGUCACGUUCACAAGAACCGACUUUAUGACAUGGCAUCCUAGAUGUCUUCACUAGGAGGGAGACAAUCUUAUUUUAUAUAUAUAGAUAGAUAGAUAAUAAUAACUUAUGGUAACUAAAUCUCAAAACUAUAUAAAGACUAAUAAUGUUUUAUCAAUUAUUUUAAUAUUUAUAAACUAUUAAAUAUAAUGAACGAAACUUUUUAUAUUAAACUAAAUAUAAUAAUUUUAUAUUUUAAAUAACGAACUUUACUCUGAUACAAUUAUAUAAUAACUAUAAAAUAUUAUAAAGUCUACACAUGCUUUAUAAAUAAAUAUUAAAAAAAAAUUAUCUUUAUAUAUAUUAAAUGAGAAGUUACUUAAGUGAUUUUUGCUUAUCUGUCGAUCACUGGUGAAAAAUUAUGAAAUUAUUAUAUUUUGAUUAGUCGAUGAUUUUUAAUUUUGAUUGUAUUGUUUUUUAUUAAUUGGAGCAGUAUAUAGAGAUGUUUGGCAAAAGAAAUAAAUGAUAAUGUGAGAAAUAAGAAGAGAAUGAAAAAGAAAAGUACAAAGAAGAUGUAUACUCUAUGUUGGAGAAGUUAAUGUGAUAAUUACAUAUGUAAUUCUACCAUUAUUUUUUAUAACUAAAUAUUUAUCAGUUAGUUUAUCAAACUUAUGAAAACUUUCAAUUGAUAAUUACUUUGCAUCAAAGUUAAAAGAAGUGAUAUAUAAGAUAAUGCCAUGAUUAUAAAAUGUUUUAAAAUAGUUUUUUUUUUGGUUCACCUAAUCAUGAAUUUGUAAACCAUUUAAUCAAGAUCAUGUAAAAUAAAUAUUUUUAGCAACUUAUAUUAAUAUAAUUUAAUUAUCAAUAAAUCUCACUUUCCAAAAAUACAAUAUGAAUUUUUUUUCUAAUUAUUAUUCCAAAUUUAAAGUAUUACUAGAUUUUGACCCGCGCUUUUCAAAGCGCGGGACUAUAUUAUUUUUAAAAAAUAUCUAACUACAUAAAUAUUUUCAUUAUUAUAAUAUAUUGAUGAUAUAGGUUGUUUAUUUCAAAAUCAAAGUGUGUUACUCACUUACUUUAUACCAUUCUUACUGAACCGACAUCGGUUUGCACCAUGUUCUUACGAUAUAUUUUUAUCAGUCUAAAUUUAAUAUUUAAUUUUAUAAAUAUUUAUCAUGUGUUUAUUGUAAAAUAACACUCUUUAUAAAAAAAAUACAUGAUAAUUUCUAAUAAUAGAAGUUCUAAAAAUUUGUAUUCAAUUUAUUUAUAUUUGAAGUUCUUAAAAGACAUGUGUAAAUUAUUUAUAUAUUAAUUGUUAGUUUGAAAAAGAAAAUUUAAUAGUUAUUUUAUAUGUUUAAACAUGUAAAUUUUUAGAGAAAAAAAAAAUUGUAUUGGGCUCAAAUAUGUUUAUACAUGUUAAGUAAUAGAAAUUAUCAGACGUAAGAUCCCAUAUGAAAAAAGAUUAAUCAGCGUACUGGGCUCAAAUAAUGUUUCCGUAAACCUGACCCACCCAAGUCGAGUACUUGGUCUUUUUUUUUGCUGGCCAAUUUAGUACUUGGUCGUAAAGACCGUUUACGUGUUGAAAAAAAAGAACAGAAAGGAAAGAAAAAUAAAAAAAAAGGACAGGUCUAAAACGGUCUCUUUACCGAGGAAAGAUGAUAUGAAGACAAAUCGUUUCCCAUGGUGAAAAUCAAAGGUAGUCGACUAUUGCCUGAGUAAAUAACAACUCAGAAACUCGAAAUCAAAAGAUCGUAACAUGCAGAUGAAUGUGUUCUUAGAUCUGAAAUAUUAUGAAAGGGAACAGACGAUUACCAUGCAAUCAUUUUACGUCGGGGAUUCUGCAUAAAUCUGAAGAAACCUGGUUUAUACUAUGGAAACCACGAGCAAGAACAAUGGUGGUUCUGUGACUUUUGAAUAUUGGAUCUCAAAACUUGGAGUGAACAUUCAGUUUAUGCCCAAUACAUAACAGUUAGCAUAACCGGUCGAUGUUCACACAACCAACAUAAAAAAAAGUAGGAAACAUGGAUUCAUUGUCUGCUCCGGCUGCAAGCGAGGAAAGGAUAUAUAAUACUACAACAGUGAAAGAUAAGUUCCUUUAAACAAUUGUAAAAAGACUAUUUAUUUAAACAGAAAGUUCUUAGACUUUUAGUUUGAUAUAUUCUGUUGUAGCAAGUAGAGAGUAACAAAAGCUUACACUCUCAUCAGCCAAGAUGAAUUUUAUGGUUUCCCCUGAUAGUUGUAUGUUUUGUUUUCAAGAGUGUAGAACCUUCACAUGAAUAAACCAUGUAUUUUUCCAAGGCCUCAAGUCUUUAAUGGCAGUAACUUUUUCGUAGAA